AUGGACCUCCACUGUUGUUCUUCUUCGCAGCUCCUCCCCUUUCUCCUCCUGCUUCUUCCCGUACUGUACAUCUCCUACCACGUUGCAAGAAACCUGGGCAAGAAGAAGCCCGCCACCCAUGGCGUGAAAGCCCACCCGCUGGUCGGCUACCUCCCGGCGUUCCUCAAGAACCGCGACCGCUUCCUCGACUGGUCUACCGAGCUCAUCGUCGGCAGCCCGGAGCUGAGGAUGGGGUUUUGGAUCCCCGGGAUGAACACCGGCAUCAUCACCGGCAACCCCGCCGACGUGGAGCACAUCCUCCGCGCCAACUUCGCCAACUACCCCAAAGGCGAGCGCUCCAUCUCCAUGCUGGUGGACUUCCUCGGCCAUGGCCUCUUCAACUCCGACGGCGAGCAGUGGCUGUGGCAGCGCAAGAAUGCCAGCACGGAGUUCAGCACGCGGUCGCUCCGCGGCUUCGUGGUCGACGCGGUGCAGUCCGAGGUGAGGGACAGGCUGCUCCCGCUGCUUCGACGCGCGGCGGGCAGCGGCGUGGUGCUGGACAUGGAGGACGUGCUGGAGCGGUUCGCGUUCGACACCAUCUGCAUGGUUUCGUUCGGUCAUGACCCAUGCUGCCUCGCCGACGGUGGGGCCUUGGCGGAGGGUAAGUCGGACUUCAUGCGCGCGUUCGGGGAGGCGCAGGAGCUCGCUGUUGGCAGGUUCCUGGACCCCGUUGGGGCCUCCUGGAAGAUCAAGAAGUGGCUCAACAUCGGCACGGAGCGCCGGCUGAAGAAGGCCAUCGCGGGCGUCCACGGGUUCGCCAUGGAGAUCGUGCGCGCGCGCCGCUCCCAGGCAAUGUCAUCUGCGAAGGAAAACAGAAACAGAGACGACGUGCUGUCGAGGUUCGUGGCGAGCGAGGAGCACGGCGACGACGAGACGCUGCGGGACAUGGUGCUGAGCUUCCUGAUCGCCGGGCGCGAGACGACGUCGUCGGCGCUGACUUGGUUCUUCUGGCUCGUGUCCUCCCGGCCGGACGUGGUGGCGCGCAUCGCCGAGGAGGUCCGCUCGGUCCGGGCGUCGGUGGGCACCGCCCCGGGGGAGCCGUUCGGGUUCGACGCGCUCCGGGAGAUGCACUACCUGCACGCGGCGCUGACGGAGUCGAUGCGGCUGUACCCGCCGGUGCCGAUCGACUCGCAGUCGUGCGCGGCGGACGACACGCUCCCGGACGGCACGCACGUCGGGGCGGGGUGGUCCGUGACGUACAGCGCCUACGCCAUGGGCCGGCUGGAGGCGAUAUGGGGCGAGGACUGCGCGGAGUUCAGGCCGGAGCGGUGGCUGGGCGACGACGGCGCGUUCCGGCCGGAGAGCCCGUUCCGGUACACGGUGUUCCACGCCGGGCCAAGGACCUGCCUCGGGAAGGAGAUGGCGUACGUGCAGAUGAAGUCGAUCGUUGCCAGCGUGCUUGAAGAAUUCGCUGUCGACGUCGUCCGGAAGAACCCUGCCGGCGGCGUUCCGGAGCACGUGCUCUCCGUGACGCUGAAGAUGAAGGGUGGUUUGUCUGUGCAAAUAAGGAGAAGGAUGGAAGCGUAG
This is a messenger RNA of Lolium rigidum, 1566 nucleotides long. RefSeq names its product cytochrome P450 94B3-like. The coding region runs from base 1 to 1566 and encodes 521 amino acids. The transcript has a single exon. The record is from RefSeq and is a predicted model, not a curated record. Gene Ontology annotation, molecular function: iron ion binding; oxidoreductase activity, acting on paired donors, with incorporation or reduction of molecular oxygen; monooxygenase activity. Lineage: Eukaryota; Viridiplantae; Streptophyta; Magnoliopsida; Poales; Poaceae.